AUGCCGUAUCAGCUUCGUUCUCGAUUGGCACCUGGCACCCCUCCUACUGAACCCGACGCUUUGAUUCCAAAGCGUGUGGACCUGGUGCCCCUGGAGCCCCUUUUCUUGGGUAUUGACCCCAAGACAGGUUUGUUCUCAGGUGAUGAUGAUGAGGUUGGGUCCUCUACACCCCCCAUUGUUCCUGCCUUGGUGCCUGCUGGUUCGGGCCUUUCUGGUCAGGACUACUCCCUGAUGUCAUCUCCUCCAGACCUUUAUGACAUCGACUCCAGAUGUCCUCCGGUAGACCUUUCAACUCCCAAAUGGCAGGCUGCAUGGGAGGCAGAAUUGGCUUGUUUGCCAACCCCUCCUCCUACUGCCAACAAAGUGAUCAAUGUGGCCUUGGCCUCCUCCAGGCCUGGACCGGAUGCACAGGAGGAUCUGGAAGCAUAUGAGGAGUGGUGCAGGAAUCGUCAGAUCGGGCCGAACAAGGGUCCAAAAGCCGAAUCCAACAAUAUCAGUAGUAGCGAGGUCCUACAACAGAUCUCACUCAAAUUGGUAAGAGCAGGAGCUUUCAGUGAAAACCACCAGAAUCAAUAG
This is a messenger RNA of Ustilago hordei, 576 nucleotides long. RefSeq lists its product as uncharacterized. The record is from RefSeq and is a predicted model, not a curated record. The transcript is spliced from 3 exons. NCBI's taxonomy places the organism in Eukaryota, Fungi, Basidiomycota, Ustilaginomycetes, Ustilaginales, Ustilaginaceae. Bases 1 to 576 code for a protein of 191 amino acids.